AUCUUAUAUAAGGCACCACCUGCGUGAAGCUGACUCCAGCAGCUGCUUCCACACUCCGCGCCGGAUCAUGGAGCUUCCCCUGCUGUGUGCGCUGGUGGUGCUGACUUGUGUGACUCCAACCCAGGGCGGGAUUUGGAACCUGAGCAAGAUGGUCAAACAAGUGACCGGGAAGACAGCCGUCACCUCCUAUUGGCCCUAUGGCUGCCACUGUGGACCCGGUGGCAAAGGCACACCCGUAGAUGCUACGGAUAGGUGCUGCCACACUCACGACUGCUGCUAUAUUCACCUGAGGUUCCACGACUGCCGCUUCAACUUGGACCAUUACAAGUACAGCUUUACCCAGGAGGACAUCCAGUGCUCUGACAAAGGGACCUGGUGUGAGCAGCAGCUAUGCGACUGUGACAAGGAGUUGGCCUUCUGCCUGAAGCGCAACAUGGGCACCUACAACAAAAAGCUGCGUUUCGCCCGGUUCUCCAAGUCCAGCUGCAAGGAUCAAACCCCUAUGUGCUAGGAGAAGCCUGCCCAGCUGUCCCACGUCCCCUGCCCUGCUGGCUCUUGGACCUCGGAAGUCCGGCAGGAUUGCUGACACCCCUGCCACAAGGGUAGCUAACCUCCUGAACCGGCCUGGCUCCUUGAACACACUCCCUAGAAGAGGGAGGGUCUCGGCUUCUUUCCCACCACCCACCUUGCCUCUUGGACCUUCUAAAUCUUCCCAACCUAGGCAGCGGCUCUCUCCUUUGAGGGUGGGUUGUAAUCUUGGAGAAAUCCACAGCUAGGGAGCCCUGGGGGGUGGCGUUUGAGCAGAAGCAGCAGGUGUUGGGGGCAGGGCCUGGGGGCCGAGGAGUGGCAGGUUCUCCCUUGCCUAUGGCACUCACUCACCAGGCCUCCCAGUCCCAUCUCACUUCUCCAAUACACUGUCCGAGCUGCAGCCGGAGUGGCCUCUCUGAAGGGCAACACUGAUCUUUCCAUCCUGUGACUCUACUUAAAACCCUAAGACCUUCUAUCACCCGAGGACAGGGCCUCUUGCAGGAGUUUGGGACCCGCACUGUCUGCGCUGUAUCCCUCUCCCUACUAGGCUUGAAGGUCCUGGUUGGUGGGGCCCAUGCCUGUCUUGGGCUCAUCUGCAUUCCUGGUGCCCGAAGUAGUGUAAGGGGAGGCUCGGUACAUGCCUCUGGAGAAGGCUGGAGGAAGCCCCUGCUGCUCUUGCCCCAGGCCCGCAAGCACAUGCCCCACCGUCCUCCAGGUUCUUUCCUUUCCUGCCCCCAGGCCUUCACCCAGGUGGCCUUUCUUCGGAAAUGCCCCGCUUGCCUUCUCCGGGUGACUACGCCCUCGUCGGGCUCCUCAGAAGGCUCCAUGGCUGAUUCCUCCCCGGCUCUAAGGCCUCACUCCCUCCUCUAAGCUCCCAUAGCACUUUUUGGGUCUGCAAUUUACCAAACUUCACCUUGGGUGCUUGAUCAUUGUCUGGACUUCUCUGAUCCCUCCCAACUAGACUGGAGCUCCCAGAGGAUGGAGGCUAUGUCGGUGACAGCUUUCUUUCCUCCGCUCCUCCACAUAAUAGGUGCUCAGUUAAUGCUUACUGACUGAAUGAGCCCAUAACGCGUAAGUGGAGGUGGUGGCAGAUGUUGCUGGUGUCCCACUCAGAGCCCCUCUGGCCCAGUUCCCCGACUAAGCCAGACGUUGGCUCUGAAGUGCUCACAUCUGCCUCACUCUCUUAAGGAAUGACCUUGUCUGCUGGGAGCUACCUUGCCUAUCCGCCCACACUCACCCCACCACCUCUAAUGGAUGAGAGUGGAAUAUAACACCAUGGAGAGUAUGAUUGCCCACCCUCUGCCUGCGCAGGGCCAUGUGGACUGUACCUUGCACGUCCAAGGGCUCCUCCUGGGGUCAGACAUCUGGGGCCACCUCUUUGCUUGCUCUGUUCCCCGGCCUAUCCUGUUUUCCUUGUUCCCUUACAGGUUUCUCCUGGGAGUACUCCCUCAAUAAAUCUGCCACUUGCACAACGA
This is a messenger RNA of Artibeus jamaicensis (Jamaican fruit-eating bat), 2003 nucleotides long. RefSeq names its product phospholipase A2 group IID (gene PLA2G2D). The transcript is spliced from 4 exons. Bases 68 to 511 code for a protein of 147 amino acids. Gene Ontology annotation, biological process: negative regulation of T cell proliferation; phospholipid metabolic process; arachidonate secretion. The record is from RefSeq and is a predicted model, not a curated record. Gene Ontology annotation, molecular function: phospholipid binding; calcium ion binding. NCBI's taxonomy places the organism in Eukaryota, Metazoa, Chordata, Mammalia, Chiroptera, Phyllostomidae.